AUGACUGUUUAUGUCCUGCAGAAACCCGCAUGCUUAAAGUGUGCAGAUGCCCCCUGUCAGAAGAGUUGCCCAACUAAUCUGGACAUCAAGUCAUUCAUCACGAGUAUUGCAAAUAAGAACUAUUAUGGAGCUGCCAAAAUGAUUCUUUCUGACAAUCCACUUGGCCUGACAUGUGGAAUGGUGUGUCCAACAUCAGAUCUCUGUGUUGGUGGCUGCAAUUUGUAUGCCACUGAGGAGGGACCAAUUAAUAUUGGUGGAUUGCAGCAGUUUGCUACUGAGGUAUUCAAAGCUAUGAAUAUUCCUCAGAUCAGAAACCCUUCCUUACCUCCUCUGGAAGAUAUGCCUGAAGCAUAUCAGGUGAAGAUAGCUCUUCUUGGUGCAGGACCUGCAAGCUUAAGUUGUGCUUCCUUUUUGGCUCGACUGGGCUAUUCAAACAUCACCAUAUUUGAAAAGCAAGAGUACAUUGGUGGUUUAAGUAUGUCUGAAAUCCCCCAGUUCCGAUUGCCGUAUGAUGUAGUGAAUUUUGAAGCCAAGCUUAUGAAGGAUCUCGGAGUGAAGAUAAUUUUUAAUAAAGGCCUUGCAGCGAAUGGAAUGACACUCUCUACCUUGAAAGAAGAUGGGUAUGAAGCAGUCUUCAUUGGAAUAGGUUUGCCAGAACCAAACAGAGACAGUAUAUUCCGAGGAUUGAGAAUGGAUCAAGGAUUCUACACAUCUAAAGACUUCUUACCUUUGGUAGCAAUGGCAAGUAAACCAGGGAUGUGUGCCUGUCACUCUCCAUUGCCAUCAAUACAUGGAACUGUGAUUGUACUUGGGGCAGGAGACACUGCUUUUGACUGUGCAACAUCUGCUUUACGCUGCGGAGCUCGUCGUGUGUUUGUGGUCUUCAGGAAGGGAUUCACUAAUAUCAGGGCUGUCCCAGAAGAGAUGGAACUUGCAAAAGAAGAGAAAUGUGAAUUUCUGCCUUUCCUCUCCCCUCGGAAAGUUGUUCUUAAAGGUGGACAAAUUGUUGCUAUGGAAUUUGUUCGAACUGAACAAGACAGUGAUGGUAAUUGGAAAGAAGAUGAGGAUCAGGUUGUCCGUCUGAAAGCUGAUGUGGUGAUCAGUGCCUUUGGCUCCAUUUUAAGUGACAAUAAAGUCAGAGAGGCCAUGGCACCUAUCAAGUUUAACAGAUGGGGUCUUCCUGAAGUAGAUCCAGAAACCAUGCAAACAAGUGAACCCUGGGUUUUUGCAGGAGGUGACAUUGGUGGUCUUGCUAACACUACAGUGGAAUCAGUAAAUGAUGGAAAACAAGCUUCCUGGUACAUACACAGAUACAUACAGUCCUUAUAUGGUGUUGCAGUUUCUACGGUUCCAGAACUACCACUCUUCUAUACUCCUAUAGAUUUAGUAGAUAUCAGUGUAGAAAUGGCUGGACUGAAGUUUCCAAAUCCUUUUGGCCUCGCCAGUGCAACUCCUGCUACAAGUUCUUCAAUGAUUCGAAGAGCAUUUGAAGCUGGGUGGGGCUUUGCUGUCACUAAAACAUUCUCCUUGGAUAAGGAUAUUGUGACCAAUGUUUCUCCAAGGAUUGUCCGUGGAACUACUUCAGGUCCUAUGUAUGGCCCAGGCCAAGGCUCUUUUCUAAACAUUGAACUGAUCAGCGAAAAAACAGCAGCAUAUUGGUGUAAAAGCAUUGCUGAAUUGAAGGCUGACUUCCCAAACCAUGUUCUGAUUGCCAGUAUCAUGUGCAGCUAUAGCAGGGAGGACUGGACUGAACUUUCAAAAAUGGCUGAGGUUGCUGGUGCUGAUGCACUGGAGUUAAAUUUAUCAUGUCCUCAUGGUAUGGGGGAGCGAGGCAUGGGACUGGCCUGUGGGCAGGAUCCAGAGCUGGUACGGAACAUCUGUCGCUGGGUUAGACAAGCUGUUCAAAUUCCUUUCUUUGCCAAGCUGACCCCAAAUGUCACUGAUAUUGUGAAUAUUGCAAUGGCUGCACAGGAAGGUGGCGCAGAUGGUGUUACAGCCACCAACACUGUGUCAGGACUGAUGGGACUGAAAGCAGACAGCACACCUUGGCCAGCAGUUGGUAGAGGACUGAGGACCACAUAUGGUGGGAUGUCAGGAAAUGCUAUCAGGCCCAUCGCCCUCCGCGCAGUGUCUGCCAUAGCCCGUGCUCUCCCAGGAUUUCCCAUCUUAGCAACUGGAGGCAUUGAUUCUGCUGAAGCUGGGCUUCAGUUUCUACACAGUGGGGCUUCUGUUUUACAGGUGUGCAGUGCGAUCCAAAAUCAAGAUUUCACUAUUAUUGAGGACUACUGCACUGGACUGCAAGCUCUUCUUUACCUGACAAGCAUUGAGGAACUUGAAGACUGGAAUGGACAGAGUCCUGCAACCAUGCGCCACCAGAAAGGAAAACCAGUACCUAGAAUUGCUGACUUGAUGGGAAAGAAACUACCCAGUUUUGGGCCUUACCUGGAACAACGCAAAAAAAUAAUAGCUGAGAACAAGAUUAAACUGAAGACACAGAACAUGGCUGCCGUGCUUCCCGAGAAAAAGCAUUUCAUUCCGAAGAAGCCCAUUCCAGCAAUCAAGGAUGUAAUUGGAAAAGCACUGCAAUAUAUUGGAACAUAUGGUGAUCUGUGCAACACAGAGCAAGUUGUGGCUCUGAUUGACGAGGAAAUGUGUAUCAACUGUGGCAAAUGCUACAUGACCUGUAAUGAUUCUGGCUACCAGGCUAUCCAGUUUGAUCCUGAAACCCACCUGCCCACAGUUACUGACAGCUGUACAGGCUGCACCCUGUGUCUCAGCGUCUGCCCUGUUAUCGACUGCAUCCGCAUGGUUUCCAGGACAACACCCUACGAACCAAAGCGCGGGCUGCCCUUAGCCGUGAACCCCACGUGUUGAGGUGAUCGGUCCGACAGCUAACGUGAACUUUACACUUGUUUGGUGCAAUUGAUUUGCUUUCUAAUUAGUCCUUGAAAAUCUACUCAUAUAAAAAAAAAUGUGGUAUUGAUAGCCGUUACAAUGAACACUGCUUUCCAAUUACUAUUCUUACAACAAUUAAGUUCUGGAAUUACAGGAAGGCGGUUGUGGCUGUCAGUUGUCCGCUAUUUGAAGUGUAACUUUCUCCUCACAAAUUCAUGCUGUGAUUUCAAAAUUUCUCUGUAGACUCUUUAGUGUCUAUGUAUUUUCUGGCUGGAAAUAUAAUUAAGAAAGCAUUUUUAAUGAACUACAAAUCAAUGUACAAGCUAACUGUUUUUAGGGAGGGCAUUUUGUAAUUAAACAUUACAUUUAGUUUUAAAAUAGUUUCUUAGAAGAUGUAAUUAACUACAUAGCAUUCAAACAAAGCAAUUGGCUUCUAUUUUUCUAUAGACAGAAAUGAAAGGGAGUUUAAAAUGGGAUUUAAGAACUGGAUUAAUCACUUUCAACUACUACAACAUAUGGUAGUGUAUUUUUAUAAUCCUUUCUAAGUCUUUCUCACACUAGUCACUUUAUAGAAUAAAUUUUCUUUGCACUGACACAUGCUGGACUGUUCAGAUUUGUGUGUUGCAUGGGUCCUUGACUGUUGCUUCCUCCCCCCAGUGUAAAAUCUCUCUGGGAACAGUUAAACCAGCUUAUUAGGAAGUCCAAGUUGCAUUUCAGGAUUCUGAGAAGCAGGAACAUUUUUUGGUCCAAGCUCAUCAUCUAAAUAACUUUUUAAUUGUGCCAAUUAAUGUUCCAGAAUGUACACGUUACAGGUCAGAGAGCUGAUUAUGUGCCAAUGGACUACACACCCUGCAGGCUGCGUUUGCCAAACACUCACACGCAGGGCAAACCAGCAAGGUGGUUUCCCCCAGUGCCACUUCUUUAUACUUAUAGGUUACGUAUGGUUGCAAUAGUUUCACAGACAAAAAUAAAUAUAGAUUUGUCUGUCUCGCUAAGCAAUAUCUCAAUUUUAAUCCAGUUCUCACUCACAGUAGGAAGUUUCUAAUAUGAACAUAUUGCUGUCCGCUUUACUUCACUUAAGAAUAUAAAGCCUUUAGUUUCAUGACAAUAAUAAAUGAUCUAUCAAUUCAAUUUCUUAUACCGUAUAUUGUGAGCUCCAAAAACUUUGAUUAAAAAUAUACUGUGCCUUUUGUUUCUUGAUUUAUGGAUUGUACACUGAGUUAUAAAUAAAUUUGAAACCAACUUGG
Neopelma chrysocephalum (saffron-crested tyrant-manakin) is the source of this 4142-nucleotide messenger RNA. Its product is annotated as dihydropyrimidine dehydrogenase [NADP(+)]. Lineage: Eukaryota; Metazoa; Chordata; Aves; Passeriformes; Pipridae. Gene Ontology annotation, cellular component: cytoplasm; cytosol. The transcript is spliced from 21 exons. Gene Ontology annotation, molecular function: iron-sulfur cluster binding; dihydropyrimidine dehydrogenase (NADP+) activity; uracil binding. Gene Ontology annotation, biological process: thymine catabolic process; uracil catabolic process. The record is from RefSeq and is a predicted model, not a curated record. Bases 1 to 2874 code for a protein of 957 amino acids.